UUGGGUGACGCACUGUUGAUUUGGGGGACUUCUAUUUUUUGAGAUUUGUUGACCUUGAUGGCCGUGGACCGGUUGGAUUCAUGCCAGACUCCAGGAUGAAUAAACAUAGUGACAGCCUCGCGAUGCUGGGAAUCGCUGGUAACGAGGUCGCCCUCGUAGUCGGUGACACCGAAGAUCAUAAAUCAACUGGCGUUUGUUCAACGUACUCUAAAGCUAAAAGACUCGCCGACCAGCGUGGCAAAAUCAAUCAAUGUUCGCUUGACCAGAAAUACUAUAUAAGAUUCCAAUCAUCUUGAGACUGCUGACCUUUGCCCCCCUCUUUCAUUACAGCUAUGUCCACAACACCGUCCCUACCGGACGCGUCCAAUAUAGCGGGACCCUUCCUCUUGGGAUACCUCUUCAAUUACGGACUGUUCGGUGUCCUGACAGUCCAGACCUUCGUCUAUUACAACGCAUUCCCCAAUGACCACGCCGCUUUCCAGACCAUAGUAUACUCUGUUUACGUUGCAGAAAUCCUACAAACUGUGAUGAUCACCUGGGACGCCUUCCAAAACUUCACUUUUGGAUUUAUGCAAGCGGAUAGUUUGAAUAAGAUGAACUUGGUUUGGUUCGACUGUUGCUUCAUCGAUGGGGCAGUUGCCUUCGUAGUACAAACAUUCUUUGCUUAUAGACUUUAUCUAUUAUCAAAGUCAAAACUGUUGACGGGGGCGAUAAUCUUCAUGGCCCUCGCUCAGUGUACGGGAGCCAUCGUUGCGGGAAUAAUAGCCAAAAAUUAUGGUGUCUUUGCAGACUUACGAGACAAGGUCUUCGUUCCGGCAUGCUUCUGGCUGGGAGGAAGUGCAGCAUGCGAUAUCGUCAUAGCGGUUUCGACGACUUACGUUCUGUCCAGAUACGAUACGACCUUCAAUGCGACAAAAGAUCUGUUGAGGCGCAUCAUCCGGCUGACAGUGGAGACUGGGAGCGUGACUGCCACUGUAGCGACGGUCGACUUGAUCGUUUUCCUCGUCUUCCCCUCAGCGACGUAUCACAUGACUCCCACUCUGAACAUAGCCAAGGUUUAUUCGAAUUCGAUGAUGGUGAUAUUCAAUAGUAGAGUCAGAAUGGUCGGUGGGCGAGACCAGUCAAAAGGGAUAAUGUCAUUCAGUUCGCAAGGGCACCUGGGCUUAGAGACACUGAACGACCAAUCGAGGGACUCGGAAAUGUUCAAGUUACGUACGUAUCGCUCGCAGCGCAGCGGAGGGACUAUGCGCGCUGAGGCUGAAGUCAGCGUUGGCGACGGUCAAACACGGUCCCAACUUCGAUCAAAUGUGGACCUUCACGCCCAUCCUAUUCAACUUAAUGCACUUGAGGUAUGUGAAAUGGUUAGAAGUGGCAUCACUGAAAGUUAACGUUUUACAACACCUCUCUAGUCAAGAGAAGACUUUCGGGAACCGACUAAGAUGGACGACUCGAUGGCUGGUCUUCCUUAAUUUGCCCCCCCCCGAGUACUCGACCACGACAUCUACCAGGCUGUUUCAAUGAACGGUUCGCCUCCGGCAGUUGACACAAUAACCCAG
Messenger RNA from Marasmius oreades (fairy-ring Marasmius), 1556 nucleotides. RefSeq lists its product as uncharacterized. The record is from RefSeq and is a predicted model, not a curated record. The transcript is spliced from 8 exons. The coding region runs from base 333 to 1388 and encodes 351 amino acids. NCBI's taxonomy places the organism in Eukaryota, Fungi, Basidiomycota, Agaricomycetes, Agaricales, Marasmiaceae.